Pisolithus orientalis is the source of this 249-nucleotide messenger RNA. RefSeq lists its product as uncharacterized. NCBI's taxonomy places the organism in Eukaryota, Fungi, Basidiomycota, Agaricomycetes, Boletales, Pisolithaceae. The coding region runs from base 1 to 249 and encodes 82 amino acids. Gene Ontology annotation, cellular component: mitochondrial small ribosomal subunit. Gene Ontology annotation, biological process: mitochondrial translation. The record is from RefSeq and is a predicted model, not a curated record. The transcript has 3 exons. Gene Ontology annotation, molecular function: structural constituent of ribosome.
AUGGUUCAUAUCGCGAAUGUCAAGGUCAGGCCUCGCAAGGUCACAACACCUGUUCCAUGUCGAAGCGAGCUAGUUGCCAUGCUUGGAUGUUGGGCUGCCACGGGUGACGUCCUUUCGACUGACCCCAACAGAUGCAAAAUGGUAGCCGAGACGUUGUUCCAAUGCAUGCGGACCGCGCCCGUGGCGGGUAAACCUCACAAACCCGCUAUCAAUUAUCACCUCAGUAAACUGAGCAAAAAAUCCAAAUAG